AUGAAACUGGGAAGAUAUUUGCUAUGCAUGCCAUCUAUCGCCUACCAGUCAUCAGGAAAAUGGAUUUACAUGCGAUUACUCUUUAUUCUCUGGAUUUAUUCAACCUUUGCGUCAGAUGAGGCCACCACAACUCAAUGUCCAGCUUCGUGUAAAUGUAGCCCGGUCGAAGAGUCCCAGCCCCCUGCCGUGACCGCGGAACCCGUCCUCGCUGCAACCAGCACCACUUCACGUGUGCCUAUCAUGGCACGAUGCUGGAUCCCGGCCAAUAUGGUUCAAUUACCUUGUGAGAAAUCAUGGACCAUUGUCCAUUUGCAAAUCUUAACCGGCCAGGCCCAACCGGAUCAUCUGACCCCGUCACUAACGGCGCGUCCGAUUGGAGGACGAACAGGUUAUCCGAAUAUCAGUGUUUCACCCAAACUAUUCGAACAAUGCGGUUCUUUGACCCGUUUGGCUAUAUGGGAGCGCAGUCAAUUCACUUGGCUCCCCCAGUACUGGCUUCGUCCGCUUGUGAAACUUGAACGUCUACUCAUCGAAGUGCCUACACUCCAAAUUCUCCCGGAUCAUUUCUUUGCAUUUUUACCCCGCCUGAAUUUUGUAAAAAUUUCCAAAUGUUCACAACUGUCACGAAUCAGUCGUGCUGUGUUCGAACCCUGUCCGGAAACGUUGCAUACCGUAUGGUUGGAUGGGAACGGGUUGCGAGGGAAACUACCGGCCGGUGUGUUUCGCCAGUGUAAUUUUCGUAUGCUACAUCUGAGUGAGAAUCAACUUACCCAGUUGGAUUGGGGCAGUUUAAGCGGACUCAGUCAACUGCAAAGUUUACAGUUGCAACGAAAUCGACUGAUCGGAUCGUUGGAACAAUGUUUGAGCUACCGAAAAGAUAUGAAUUCCACAGCUCUGGCAGCCACUCCGAUGUUGAAAAAGUUGGACCUAUCAUUUAAUCAAAUCGAAUCGAUUGAGGGAAUCUUGUGGUCUGGUGAGUGUGUUCGAUCGCAAGCGGCCAGCGCCGAAGGUCGUGGCUUAUGUCAUUUGGAAGAGUUGAAUCUGGGCCAUAAUCACCUCAAGUGGCUUGCUCUGGACAGUUUCAACGGACUUCCACGAUUACGCCGAUUAAAUUUAGAUUUUAAUCCGGGCUUGUUCAGUCCUGAAGGAUCAGCCAAUAUGGCACUGGUACUGUACGCGGUGUCUGUGGUGAAUAAACAUUUUCAGAGUUUGAUCAUUCCUAUACAAAACGCUCCGCAUCAAGGUCAACAGAGACCACGUUCAAAUGGAUCAAUAGAUCUUUGUCAGCCGGACGAUUCAUGGCUAAGUCAAGCUCCGCAAUACCUUGCCAUGACUGCGAAUCAUGUAAAACGAUCUAGUUGUAAUCGAUAUCCCUUACCGGAGUUUGAAUUAGACAGUAGCUCACCUCAUAUGAUUUCGACUGAUCACGUGACCACCGAAGGAUCUAGUUCAUCGAUCAAUCAAACCAGUGUUUUCACACAUACAAAUUCACAAUCCGAUGAAGAGUCUGAUCCCAUUCUUGCAUUUGUACGUCAUACAAACCGCUUCAAUUUGCUUAUUCUGUGCUUGGGUCUAAUUUUUGUAGGACUUCUCAUCGGACUGCUUCCAAUGGCUUAUUUCUUAUGCACCCCUAAACCAAGAGAUCAAAAGACUAAAUCCAAUCCAUCAUCCAACAUGAUGCCAUUGCUUGUCCAUCCUGGCUCCGAAACCGGGUUUAUUUUAUCCCCGCCCUCCAACCAAAUCAAUACAAACAGUCCCAACGGUUCCAUGUCCACACCUUUGCCUAAACGAUCAAUAAAAAAUGGACGUAACGGAGCUCUACCACCGAUUCCACCAACACGCGUGCAUUUCGCUUCCUCGCGUGUCCCGAUCCUUCACGGUUCGGCCGAUCCUAUUCGUGCCCGAGCACUAAUUCAACCCACAAUGGUUCCCACAUUUCCG
Echinostoma caproni is the source of this 1941-nucleotide messenger RNA. The record is from the annotation of a GenBank genome assembly. NCBI's taxonomy places the organism in Eukaryota, Metazoa, Platyhelminthes, Trematoda, Plagiorchiida, Echinostomatidae.